GGAAAGGCUCCCCGCAAGCAGCUCGCCACCAAGGCAGCGCGCAAGAGUGCCCCGGCCACUGGUGGUGUGAAGAAGCCCCAUCGUUACCGCCCCGGUACGGUCGCGCUGCGCGAGAUCCGUCGCUACCAGAAGUCGACCGAGCUGCUGAUCCGCAAGCUGCCCUUCCAGCGGCUGGUGCGUGAGAUCGCCCAGGACUUCAAGACCGAUCUGCGCUUCCAGAGCUCGGCCGUGAUGGCGCUGCAGGAGGCCAGCGAGGCGUAUUUGGUCGGUUUGUUCGAGGACACGAAUCUGUGCGCGAUUCACGCCAAGCGUGUUACCAUCAUGCCAAAGGACAUCCAGCUGGCGCGUCGUAUCCGUGGCGGAAAGGCUCCCCGCAAGCAGCUCGCCACCAAGGCAGCGCGCAAGAGUGCCCCGGCCACUGGUGGUGUGAAGAAGCCCCAUCGUUACCGCCCCGGUACGGUCGCGCUGCGCGAGAUCCGUCGCUACCAGAAGUCGACCGAGCUGCUGAUCCGCAAGCUGCCCUUCCAGCGGCUGGUGCGUGAGAUCGCCCAGGACUUCAAGACCGAUCUGCGCUUCCAGAGCUCGGCCGUGAUGGCGCUGCAGGAGGCCAGCGAGGCGUACUUGGUCGGUCUGUUCGAGGACACGAAUCUGUGCGCGAUUCACGCCAAGCGUGUUACCAUCAUGCCAAAGGACAUCCAGCUGGCGCGUCGUAUCCGUGGCGAGCGUGCUUAA
Anopheles nili is the source of this 732-nucleotide messenger RNA. RefSeq names its product histone H3-like. Gene Ontology annotation, molecular function: protein heterodimerization activity; DNA binding; structural constituent of chromatin. The annotation marks the transcript as partial. The record is from RefSeq and is a predicted model, not a curated record. The transcript is spliced from 2 exons. NCBI's taxonomy places the organism in Eukaryota, Metazoa, Arthropoda, Insecta, Diptera, Culicidae. Gene Ontology annotation, cellular component: nucleosome.